Thermothielavioides terrestris NRRL 8126 is the source of this 1226-nucleotide messenger RNA. RefSeq lists its product as uncharacterized. NCBI's taxonomy places the organism in Eukaryota, Fungi, Ascomycota, Sordariomycetes, Sordariales, Chaetomiaceae. The transcript has 6 exons. Gene Ontology annotation, biological process: Arp2/3 complex-mediated actin nucleation; actin filament polymerization. Gene Ontology annotation, molecular function: structural constituent of cytoskeleton; actin filament binding. The record is from RefSeq and is a predicted model, not a curated record. The coding region runs from base 125 to 1081 and encodes 318 amino acids. Gene Ontology annotation, cellular component: Arp2/3 protein complex; actin cytoskeleton.
GCCGGCCCCACUAACAUUACCGUAUCUACAACCUCCCUCCAGACACAGCGCCCUCAUUCACCUCCCGGCGACAGAACGACACAAGCCAACGGGCAAGCGAUUGGAGCGGGGCCCACCAUCCAAGAUGCUCCUCCUCGACUACCAGAAUGUGCUGAUACAGUCGGUGCUCACGGAGCGCUUUUCCGGAGCGCCGCCCGUGUCCAUCGACCAGACCGUAUCCGACUUCGACGGCGUCACGUUCCACAUCUCGACCCCUGAGUCCAAGACCAAGAUCAUGGUCUCCAUCCAGAUCCGCUGCUUCAAGGACCUGCUGCGCUACGGCGCUGAGGAGGUGCUCAAUCGCGAGUACGGUCCCUACGUCGUGCCGCCAGAGCCCGGCUUCGACUUCUCCAUCGUCGUCGACCUGGAGAAUCUGCCCGCAGACAAGGAGGCCCGCGACGAGCUGGUCAAGAAGAUCUCGCUGCUGAAGCGCAACGCCAUGGCCGCCCCCUUCGAGCAGGCCUACCAGGAGCACUAUCACCUCAAGGCCGAGGCGGCCAAGUUCACCUCCGAGGAGGCUCCCCAGGGCGUGCGCGAGGGCGGCGAGGUCAAGGCGAUCCACUACCGCGAAGAGGAGGCCAUCUACGUCAAGGCCAGCCACGACCGCGUCACCGUCAUCUUCAGCACCAUCUUCCGGGAAGAGACGGACCGCGUGUUCGGCAAGGUCUUCAUCCAGGAGUUCGUCGAUGCCCGCCGGCGCGCCAUCCAGAACGCGCCCCAGGUGCUGUUCCGCAAUGACCCGCCGCUCGAGCUGCAGGGCGUGCCGGGCGUGAAGAAUACGGGAACCGGCGAGAUCGGCUACGUUACGUUUGUCCUCUUCCCGCGACACCUGACCCCGCAGCGAAUGCCCGAGGUCAUCUCGCACAUCCAGACCUUCCGCGACUACUUCCACUACCACAUUAAGGCCUCCAAGGCGUAUAUUCACUCCCGCAUGAGGCGGCGGACAGCAGACUUCCUCCAAGUCCUCCGCAGAGCCAGGCCGGACAACGAAGAGAAGGAGCGCAAGACGGCGAGCGGGAGAACCUUCAAGGUCGGGAGCUGAGGAUCUAACGUGUAUAGACCUGACACGACAAACGACGAUAGCAUAUGCGGACGAAUGCAGAUUAAAUUGCCUGAACUGCCUGCGUGUUGACCUACGCCGAGAGGUUCCUUCUCUCCUCCCGUGCAAAAAAAGGGUUGCUGUGCUU